Messenger RNA from Myxocyprinus asiaticus (Chinese sucker), 5749 nucleotides. Its product is annotated as zinc finger protein ZFP2-like. Bases 181 to 2034 code for a protein of 617 amino acids. Gene Ontology annotation, biological process: regulation of immune system process; negative regulation of transcription by RNA polymerase II; regulation of cytokine production. The record is from RefSeq and is a predicted model, not a curated record. The transcript is spliced from 4 exons. NCBI's taxonomy places the organism in Eukaryota, Metazoa, Chordata, Actinopteri, Cypriniformes, Catostomidae.
GACCAGUAGGAGAUGCAAAAGCGCCGUUAAACACAAGAAGAAGAAGAAUUUGUCUAGAGCAGGUGGAUGUGAUCUGCAGUAAAUCAGUAGGAACUGAUCUGUCCAUGCUGGAUCAUUAAUGAUUUCAUCACAGAAAUCUCUCAGCUGAAGAAAGAGGUGACGUCACUGAAGACAAAGCUGAUGGAGAGAGACGACAGGUUACAGGAGCUGGAAAAGAUUUCCUGUCAAUCUUCAGUGUGUGUGACUGAUGAGACCUCCACAGAAUGUCAGGAUUCAAUGUGGAGCAGCAGAGAUCAGUCCACACCACAGCGAAUGCUGGACAAACUCUCUGAACAGAGAUCCAGAGACACACAGGACUCACAGCUCACUUUACUCUGUUCUACUGACGAUAAUCAGGGUGAUCAAACCUCCACAGAGUCUCUGACUUCUGUCUGUAACGCUGGAGAACAGCAGAUGCUGCAGAUACCAGUGAAGAUGUGUUCAGUGAAGCUGCUGGACUGCAGGAACCUGAUGAAGAUGAGAGGAGAAAUCAAAGUAGAGGGACAACAGAGUAAUGAAGAUGAUGAUGAUAAUGAUCAAACCUCCACAGAGUCUCUGACUUCUGUCUGUAAUGCUGGAGAACAGCAGAUGCUGCAGAUACCAGUGAAGAUCGAAGUGAAGCAGGAGGAGAUAAAAGAAGAAAACACAGUAGAGGAACAACAGAGAGAUGAAGAUCAUUAUAUUUCAUCAGAGCUGAUGGAAGUGAAAGGAAAAUAUCAAGAACUGAAUCAAGUGGAGAACAAACUUCAGUGUCAGAAACCUCAUGAUUUCACAACUGGAGAAAAUUAUUUGAGUUGCUCAAAGACUAAGAAGAUUUUAUCACCAGAAAAGCAUAAAAGAAGAUCAGCCAAAAAUACUUUCACCUGCUUACAGUGUGGAAAGAUUUUCACAAAUAAAAGCCGGCUUAAUAAAUGCAUGAAAGAUCAUAAUGGAGAGAAACCUUACGCAUGCCAUCAGUGUGGGAAAAGUUUUGCAUAUAUAGUUUGUCUAAAAGGUCAUCUCCGCUGUCACUCUGGAGAGAGACCAUUUGAAUGUGAAAAGUGUGGUAAAACAUUUGCUUUGAAUUCAAGACUAAGAAAACAUCUGAAAACUCACACAGUUGAGAAGCCUUACAAGUGUUCUUUUUGUGGAAACCGUUUUGCACACCUGUCCUAUUUGAAAAAGCCCCAGAAAAUACAUACCUGUGUGGGGGUUCAUAGGUGCUUUGAAUGUGGGAAGACCUUUAUUACAGCUGGCAGCAUGAAACAACACCAAAGAAUUCAUACUGGAGAAAACCCUUACAAGUGCUCACACUGUGAAAAGAGUUUCACUCAGUCACAAAACCUGAAAAAACACGAGAGAAUCCAUACUGGAGAAAAACCUUACAAGUGCUCACACUGUGAAAAGAGUUUCACUCAGUCACAUCACCUGAAAAAACACGAGAGAAUCCAUACUGGAGAAAAACCUUACAAGUGCUCACACUGUGAAAAGAGUUUCGCUCAGUCACAAGACCUGAAAAAACAUGAGAGAAUCCAUACUGGAGAAAAACCUUACAAGUGCUCACACUGUGAAAAGAGUUUCACUCAGUCACAAAACCUGAAAAAACAUGAGAUAAUCCAUACUGGAGAAAAACCUUACAAGUGCUCACACUGUGAAAAAAGUUUUACUCAGUCACAUAACCUGAAAAAACACGAGAUAAUUCAUACUGGAGUGAAACCAUACAAGUGCUCACAUUGUAGAAAGAGUUUCACUUGGUUACAUUGCCUGAAAGCACAUGAGAGAAUUCAUACUGGAGAGAAACCAUACAAGUGCGCACACUGUGAAAAGAGUUUCACUCAGUCACAAAACCUGAAAAAACAUGAGAGAAUCCAUACUGGAGAGAAAUCAUACAACUGCUCUUCAUGUGGGAGAAGUUUCAGGGAAGCAAGUAAUCUACAUAGACAUGUAAAAAAGAAUUGCCCAAGUAGACACACUGAGCAAAAAUCAUCUUCAGGUCAAUCAAGAUUAAGUAAAUAGUUGAACCCAAAGAUGGAAUUUUUCCAAAUUGAGUAGCUUCCUCUAAGAAAAUUAGUGAUGUUUUGUUUGUGAACUACAUCCAUACACUAACUUAGACUUCAAGUUCACUGACUUCACUCCCUUUCGAAGCCAGUGAGCUUUAGUUUGAUGAGUGAGAAUGCUUCAGUAUUUUUUAGUACCUGUAAAGACUGAUUAUAGUGAAAGCAAAUAGGAUUUGAGUCCAGGAGCAAUAACUGGUUUCAUCGGCUGAACGAAUACACCACUGAAUCAGUUGAUUUGGUUGUUUGAGUCUGAACUAGAUGAGACCUCUCGUUCAUGAAUGAACUGAAUGUACUGGUACAAUCGUUCACAAACUAAAUGAAUUAAUCACUCAUUCAUUUCGUUCGUGAACAAAGAUUUGCUGGCUGGCAAAAUGAAAAGAGGCAUUUUGUUGUUCAGCCAGUCAUGUUCAACAAUGUGAGAGGGGUGAGCUUUGAAAUACAGUAUGUAUUCUUUGUAAUGAACCAAGAGGUCAAUGUGUGAUGUUUUGAUCUUCCAUUGGUCACGUGUCCUCUUGUCUUGCAGAUUUGCAGUUCAGAGUUCACCAACUUAAACUUUAGAUAUGCAGCUGUAACAAAUUCUGCUCUCUUGGGUAAUGGAGGAGUCAGGAGGCAACGAAGCAGUGCAGGCAAGACUUUUUAUUUUUCUGCCUCAGGUUCUGUACACAGUCUGUUCACGUAGGUUCAACACUCAAUCAGAUAACAAAAGAAAAGAUUUUUAAACUGUCAGUUCAUGGAAACACUCAGUAAACGUUGAGUUUGUGAUCUCUCUCUCUCCCCCCUCUGGUGAGCUGGUGCGGCUUUUGAGUCUCCAUCAUUACUACAGCAAGAGACAGGUGUUAUAGAUAAUUACAACCCAGAUGACGAGCCUUACCGCUCUCUUUCUCCCGCAAACAGACACAUGACCAGGGCCUCAUCCCCACAUAUCCCCACUGCCCAACUCAGGCCAGGGCAACAUCUGGACUGCCAACUGCCCCCCCCAUUUAUGGAGAGGAAUUCAACCACAGCCCUCUGUGCUCCUGGUCUGUGGAUCACUUCAAAUUUGAAUGGCUGAAGUGCCAGGUACCAACGGGUGAUCCGUGUGUUGGUAUCUUUCAUGCGGUGGAGCAAUUGGAGUGGGGUGUGAUCUGAACAGAUGGUGAAGCCCGCCCCAGCAGGUAGUAGUGGAGAGUGAGGAUGGCCCACUUGAUCGCCAGACACUCCUUCUCCACGGUGCUGUACUUAGUCUCUCUCAGCGAAAGCUUAUGACUAAUGUACAGCACCGGUCACUCCUCCACCUCCUGUGAGAGCACUGCUCCCAGCCCCCUGUCCGAUGCAUCCAUCUGCAAAAUAAAGGGGAGAGAGAAGUUAGAAGCAUAUAAAAGUGGCCCCCCACAAAGUGCAGACUUUUAUCUUUAGAAAAGCCUGUUGGCAUGACUCGGUCCAAUGGACUGGAUCAGGGGUCCCCUUUCUAGUAAGAUCAGUCAGUGGGCUGAUGACAUCAGAGUAACUAGGCACAAACCUUCAGUAGUAGCCAGCCCCAGAAACUCUCACAUCUCCUUUUUGGCCUUGGGCCUCGGACAGGCUGUGAUCGCUGCGGUUUUGUCAACUUGGGGACACACCUGCCCGUGGCCCAAGUGGAACCCCAGAUACCGAACUCCCACCUGCCCAAUUGCGCACUGCUUGGGGUUGGCCGUGAGCCCCGCCCGUCGCAGUGAUCUUAGGACAGCUCUCAGAUGUUGCAUAUUCCACUGCCAGUCAUUAUUAUAUAUAAUAAUAUCAUUUAAAUAUGCAGCGCCAUAUGCUGUAUGGGGUCUGAGGAUUUUGUUCCUUGAGACGCUGAAACAUGGCUGGGGCCCCGAACAAACUGAACAGAAGAGUCACGAAUUGGUGUAAACCGAAUGGUGUGGAAAAAGCCAUUUUUUUUCCAGGAGAUUGGAGUUAAAGGGAUCUGCCAAUAACCCUUUGUUAAAUCCAGUGUCGAAUAAAAUUGAGCCCAGCCCAACCGAUCGAGCAAUUCGUCAAUCCGAGGCAUUGGAUACAUGUCAAAUUUGGACACCGUGUUCAUUUUGCGAUAGUCUACACAGAACCGGACCGACCCGUCGCUCUUAGGCACCAGAACCACCGGGCAGGCCCAAUCGCUAUGCGACUCUUCUAUUAUGCCCAUAUCAAGCAUCGCCUCUAAUUCUUCCUUAACAACCUUUUUUUGUGUUCAGGAAGGCGAUAGGGGCGGCUAUGACUCACCACUGGGGUGGUCUCAUAUGGUUUUCUGUGAGGUUUGUGUGACCGGGGAGAGGCGAGAAAACAUCCGCAAAUUCCGUUUGCAACUUCUCCACGUCUGUGAGCUGCAAUGGUGAGAGGUGGUCUCCACAAGGGACGGGGGUAAAUGAAUUUGGUUUGAGAGUCAACUCUGGCCCGAGCUCCGCCCUCUCGGGGACUACCGUCGCCAGGGCCACAGGGACCGCCUCCCUCCAUGCUUUUAGGAGGUUGAGAUGGUAAACUUGACGUGCCCCAACCCUAUCCGUUCACUUAACCUCAUAAUUGAGAUCUCCGACUCGCCGUGUGACCUCAAAGGGCCCUUGCCACUUGGCGAGUAAUUUAGAGCUUUAGGUGGGCAGUAAUACAAGCACUUUAUCUCCCGGUGAGAAUUCCCGUAGUCGAGUGCCCCUGUCAUACAGUCGGCUUUGAUGUUCCUGAGCUCGGAGCAAAUUCUCCUGUGUUAAUUGACCCAAGGUGUGGAGUUUUGCUCCGAGAUCAAGAACGUACUGAAUUUCAUUUUUACUGUUUGAAAGUCCCUCCUCCCAAGCUUCCUGUAUGACGUCGAGGACGCUGUGCAGCCGACGCCCAUAUAGUAGCUCGAAUGGGGAAAACCCUGUGGAGGCUUGCGGGACCUCUCGCACUGCAAAUAAAUACGGGUAUGUGAGUGUGACGUCAGGCCAGAGUUGUUGACCAUUGAUUACACUCUCUUGGUCAUACGCGUGCUUGAGAGAGUCGUCCCGUGACUUCUCUUGAGGGAAAUCCUCCUCAGGGAAUCCCCUGAGGACGGGAACUCUCUUUUCUGCGUCAUCAUGACGCGGAGCAGACGUAGAUGGCCCUAGCACCGCCUUUCCAGCCAUAGCAUCGCACAUCACACACUGAGACAACACUAUACAGGACCCAUCCACACAUAUUUCCCUUAAUAGAUUCUUAAAGCCAGGCCAAUUAGUUCCCAAAAUCAGUGGAUGGGUGAGGCGGGAAUUAACCACGGCCUCUACUCUAUUCUAUUUUCCCCUUAAUAAUAUCUCAAUGGUAACCACUGGAUACCUGUGAAUAUCCACGUGCACACACCGCACCCUUACGCGUUUAUCCAUGCCAAAUGCCCCGUCUUGCACCAAGCGUUGGUGAAUGGAGGUUUGAGAACAGCCUGAAUCCACCAAUGCGUGGUAUGUAUCCCCUUUUAGACUUACUGGUACACGAUACGCCCCUGCCCGAUCGGGGGGCGGCCUGCGGAGCAUCAGGGGUCCAGACAUAGGGAUGUCGCCACCUCCAUCGCUGAGCACUGAUCCUGGAAGUGCCCGACUUCCCCACAGCCCCAGCAGACUGGCCCAGGCCUCCUUACCUCACUUGUGGGGGCGGUCCCACCAAUCUGGGAAGGAGAGCAGAGAGAGACCGGAAAAGUGGGAGAUACGAGGAAGGACCCCUUAGUUCGGGGAGGGGUU